Molecule: messenger RNA, 2601 nt
Organism: Penicillium canescens
Lineage: Eukaryota; Fungi; Ascomycota; Eurotiomycetes; Eurotiales; Aspergillaceae
Exons: 2
Coding region: 1-2601 (866 amino acids)
Molecular function (GO): protein binding
Source: RefSeq, a predicted model, not a curated record
AUGCCUAUGGCGCCUACAAGUGGCACGAACUCUGGACGUCAAAUAGGGAUUAAUAAUGGCACUAUCAGUCUACAGUUUGACCCCGUUAAUCUCUCUCCUGAACAAAUCGAAAAUCGGUUAGACCGAGCCUGCCUCCGGGAUUUACAGACGACCGACCCUCGCCACGACAAGGAACGUAUCGAGACGGUCAAUGGUGGACUACUGAAAGACGUAUAUGUUUGGAUCCUUGACCAUGCCGAUUUCAAACGAUGGCGCUACGAGCAACAGAGCCAGCUGCUCUGGAUCAAAGGAGACCCUGGGAAGGGUAAAACAAUGCUCUUGUGUGGAAUUAUCGACGAGCUGGUUAAAUCUGCCUUUGGGGCUUCUAUCGUCUCCUUCUUUUUUUGCCAGGCAACCGACAUACGGAUAAACACAGCCACUGCAGUCCUUCGCGGCCUGAUCUUUAUGUUGGUUGAUCAGCAGCCAUUGCUCAUCUCCCACAUACGGCGACAGUACGACAAGCGCGGGAAGCAGGUCUUUGAGGAUAUUAAUGCGUGGGAAGCUUUGUCAGAAAUCCUUAAUAGUAUCCUCGAGGACCCACUGCUACAGAAAACCUUUUUAAUUAUCGAUGCUCUCGAUGAAUGUACUAUCGGUCUCAAUCGACUUCUUGAACUUAUCGCCCAGAAAUCAUCUGCAUAUCCACAUGUCAAAUGGAUCGUUUCCAGCCGUAACUGGCUAGCCAUCGAAAAUGCUCUUGAUGCUACAUCCCAGAAAACAAAGCUCUGCCUUGAGUUAAAUGAGACAUCUGUUGAGCAGGCCGUCACUGCUUUCAUCCAACACAAGGUUCGCAAAUUGACAGAAACGAAGAAAUACACUGCCGAAAUCCGUAAUGCUGUUUCACAACACUUGUUAUCAAACGCACAUGGUACCUUCCUUUGGGUUGCCUUCGUAUGCGGGAGUCUCAGCAGAGUCCCGAAAAGACACGUCAUAAAAACAUUACAAAAAGCUCCUUCUGGCCUUGAUGAGAUUUAUGCGCGAAUGCUACAUCAAAUUAAUGCCUCGGAUGAUGCCGAACUCUGCAAGUCUCUCCUUAGUGUUAUCGCGACUGUUUGCUACCCUAUGACAUUGGAUGAAUUAGCGUCUUGCAUUGACUUUCCUCAAGACAUUGCAGACGAUCACGAGUCACUGGAAGAGAUUAUAGCCCUGUGUGGCUCUUUUUUGACUCUCCGUGGACUCACGGUCUCUCUAAUUCAUCAGUCGGCCAAGGAUUUUCUAUAUCGCAAUCAGGUGCUAGGACUAGACCAUCCGGGCACUCUAACGAGCAUGGGCAACCUUGUAAAUACUUACACGAACCAAGGACGAUGGAAGGAGGCAGAAGAGCUACAGGUGCAGGUGAUGGAGGCCCGCAAGCAGGUGCUAGGGCCAGAGCAUCCCGACGUCCUAACUAGCAUGAACAACCUCGCAGAUAUAUAUGCGAACCAAGGACGAUGGAAGGAGGCAGAAGAGCUACAGGUGCAGGCGAUGGAGGCCCGCAAGCAGGUGCCAGAGCCAGAGCAUGCCGACACGCUGGAAUUGUUGGCAGGGGCUGUCGCGCACAAUAGGCAAUAUUCACCCUACUUGGAGGAUGAUGAGAAUUCUGUGGAUUCCCAUUCAUCCAUGGAUCUAUCCACUGGAAACGAAUCAGUCUUUUCCCUUGCCUCCAUUCCUAGCACCAGAUCAUUGGGAUCUGGAAGCGGGGAAAUAAACUCCUUUCUCAUUCAGGAAUUUGCAACCCUGCUGCAUGAGAAUGGCAUUCUGCUCUCGCUAGUUUCAAUUGGCGUAUCAAAACAACAGAUUGGAUUCGAAAGGAUGCGAAACAACUUUCGGAGAUUGCUGCAACACUUCGCAAAUGAUCUCAAGGCAGAGACCCAGGGCGAACUGCACCGAGAGCUCAGGAGCUUUGUAAGCUCCUAUUCAGCCAUGAUCACCCGGGAGCUCUUUGCCAUGGACCACAUCGACGAAAAGCAGAACAUUAAACCUCCCGUUCCGGAAAUAGAACAUGAAAUCGCAUCAGUCGAAAGACGUUCAGCCUUAGAGAGGAAAGUGGAAGAUUAUCUUGAAAAAUUACGUUCGGAUCCUGCUCCUCACAAGAUAGCAGAGCUUGAUGAGGAGAGUGACGAAGACUCCGUUGCCGAGGAAGCUGGCGAAGAUGAGCCAUAUGAGGAGGGAUCUUUGCAACACGUGGAUCAAAUAAAACGCUUUGUUUUGGAAAGCACCGCCUACCAAACCCUUCUUUGUCGGCUUGAAGAAUUCGUUCAGCCUUCGCUGUACUCUGGGCUUCGAAAUCUGGUGACGAGGUGGUCAAUUCCAGAUAAUCGGAACCAUCGCGAUGUUGUUCGGUAUAAACUACGAAACCUUGUCACAGAGUUACAGCACGUGAACCCCCAUGAGAUUCAAUUUGACUGUGAUCAAACUGUAUCUCGAUUUAUCAAGUUCAUCAGCCACUAUCAGCAUAGAGUUGAGCGUUGGACCGGAGAGCGUUGGGAUUGGUGGCCAUUGCCUCGUUGUCUGAGACCACUGAGAGAAUCGGAGACACGGUUACUAUGGCAGUGUGUGAGUACUCAUUUAUAUCCAGCCCUAUAA